CCGCCGGCACCUAACCACUGUCCGCGGCUGCCACCGCACAGUUUUUUCAGCGAGACUGCACUGCAGCCGAGCCAACCCACCAACCUGCCGCCCCGCCGAUCGAUCGAUCGAUGGGCAAGUGCGUCAGGAUCCGCGGCAGCAGCAGCAAGCCGCCGCCGGCGGCGGCCGCCGAGGCCGAGGCCGCGUCGUCGUGCCUCACGCUGCGCAGCGGCCGCCGCGUGCCGCCGGUGGCAGCGGCGUGCGGCCCGCCGAGGACCAGCGGCAGGCCGCGGCGCCACCGCGCGGGGUCUGCCCUCCGACGAUGGUGCGGCGCCGCCGAGGCCGCGGACAAGCAGGUGCAGCAGCGCGCGUGCGGCAGCCCCCGGCGCGGGAGUGCAGCAGGCCGGGUGCUCGGUCUCGGACUCGGUGCACGCCGGCAGCUCUGCCACGACGACGGGCGGACGACGGAGGCGGAGGUGCCGCCGUCGCGGGCGGCAGAUAUCGGCGUCGACGACGGGCGUGGAGACUGCUUCGAACCAAAGACGCCCCUGAUGACCGGCGACGACUGCGACGCGGCCGUGGUGAAAGUGAAGGCGAAACACGAGAACGAGAGCCGCUGCAGGGGCCUCGUCGCCGCCCAGACGCCGUCGCCACCGCCGCCGCCGCCGCCGCCGCCGACGGAAGCCGAGAUAGAGGCCUUCUUCGCGGCGGCGGAGCUCGCCGAGCGCCGGCGAUUUGCAGAGGCGUACAAUUACGACGUUGCCCUCGACUGCCCGUUGGAAGGGCGCUUCGAAUGGACGCCGGUGAACACGUGAGGUCGACGCGACGACGGGGGGAUCGGAGGGGUAAAACCGUCAGUCCGUUAACAGCAAGAAACGCGCUCCUAACCCUUUGGGAAGCUGCGAACUGGAGUUAGAUUCUCAACUGCUGGCUAUUCUCUCUGAUGUCGUAUUUUUACAGAAAUUUCAAUCAUCAGUAGUUUGAGCUUAGCAUGCAGAUAUAGCUAGUAGAGCCACUACUGGUUCAGUAGUUCGUCGUCGAUUUACCAAUACCUGCAUGUAUUGUCUCUGACAACCACAUACUCCCUAGUAGUAUGUAUGUGUAUAGGAUAAGGUGAUACAUUGGAGGAAGCUUCAUUCUAAGCUCCCCAUGCAUGCUCA
Messenger RNA from Sorghum bicolor (sorghum), 1139 nucleotides. RefSeq names its product cyclin-dependent kinase inhibitor 3-like. Gene Ontology annotation, molecular function: cyclin-dependent protein serine/threonine kinase inhibitor activity. The transcript is spliced from 3 exons. Gene Ontology annotation, cellular component: nucleus. Bases 111 to 794 code for a protein of 227 amino acids. Gene Ontology annotation, biological process: negative regulation of cyclin-dependent protein serine/threonine kinase activity. Lineage: Eukaryota; Viridiplantae; Streptophyta; Magnoliopsida; Poales; Poaceae. The record is from RefSeq and is a predicted model, not a curated record.